CAUUGGUCGAUAACUACUAGUAGGAGUAUCUACUCUCGUAUUUAUUUCCGCUCAGAAGACUGUUGUGUGGGGAAGCCCAACCCUAUACCUCACAAUGGACUCCUCAUAUCAUACAUCGCACAGUAGCUCCGAGCAUCAAAAAUAUGCCUCUGUUGAUUAUAGGCGCAAACGGACAUGGAGUGUCUCGUGCUCUUCCAUAACCUCCCAGUUGUCUACGGCAUCACGAUUUCCCAAAAAGCUUUAUGAUCCAUCCCCUGCUGAGGUCGUUCAAGGCGACCUCCAAGCUCAUGGUUCAUUUACCACCACCGUACCAGCGGUCUUCUGGCUCCGCUCGUAUUUUUCUAUCCCAUCCAAGCCACACGGAAAGCAGCUGGACACGGGGUGGGCGAACGAGUACAACUUUGAACUGCCCGAUUCCCCUCGAUCGCGGUCUCGCUCACCUGUUCGCCCAUCUAUAAGUUGCACGUCCUCUAUGAACUCAACCUUUGGUGAACAACUCAUAUCUGGUUUAUCCUCCCAUGACUCCCCGCCUGCAUCACCUCUCGGGGAAAAUAUCUCUACACUCUGUCCCAUUCUUGAAGCUAUCGAGAAUGCCUCGAAGCUGUCGUGCCGCACUGUGUGCGUCACAUGUUUAAAAACAGGCAGGGACUUCCCGCACUGUCCCCGAUGUGGUGAUGUGUGGUGUUCCAGGGGAUGUAGAAUGCAGGGAGGGAAGAGACACGUCUGUAGAACGUGAUUCCCUCUAUGGUCUCUUACAAUGAAUACCGUCGCUAUCCAUCUUUUCUUCAAAAUGCUUUCCACAACGUUUGCUGCCCAUAUACCAAGACAAGUUUCACAGCGAUCCUUUACGCACGCAUCAUGCCUCUGGAUACUUCGUUACGCACGCGUCAUGCUUCUAGGCAACUUCUUUUUAUUUAUGCAAGUGUCAUACGCUUCAACUAGCUUUCUUUGAUACAUGCGUAGCGCCAACUGAA
This is a messenger RNA of Suillus subalutaceus, 974 nucleotides long. RefSeq lists its product as uncharacterized. The transcript has 2 exons. The record is from RefSeq and is a predicted model, not a curated record. NCBI's taxonomy places the organism in Eukaryota, Fungi, Basidiomycota, Agaricomycetes, Boletales, Suillaceae. Bases 95 to 736 code for a protein of 213 amino acids.